AUGUCCACAGAUGCCCUCAAGGCGCUGCCGUCAUUAAGUUUGGUAUACACAAUAGCAUUAUUUCCACAUUCCAAAAACCGCCGCACCAUCCCAACUCCCAAGCGAAGUUCCAGAUACCUCCCAUAUCCCUGUGUGGUUUUGAGAAUUCGUAAACUGGCGAUUCGCCUUUUCGUAAGCCCUAACUUCUCCAGCCAAAACACAUUAUCUUGGUAUACCCGCGACUAUGAGCUAUUGCUUGGGCAAAGCACAAAAGCAACACGGUACUGCUAG
This is a messenger RNA of Pochonia chlamydosporia 170, 270 nucleotides long. RefSeq lists its product as hypothetical. Bases 1 to 270 code for a protein of 89 amino acids. The transcript has a single exon. Lineage: Eukaryota; Fungi; Ascomycota; Sordariomycetes; Hypocreales; Clavicipitaceae. The record is from RefSeq and is a predicted model, not a curated record.